Messenger RNA from Apodemus sylvaticus (European woodmouse), 939 nucleotides. RefSeq names its product olfactory receptor 8K3-like. Gene Ontology annotation, cellular component: membrane. The record is from RefSeq and is a predicted model, not a curated record. Gene Ontology annotation, molecular function: olfactory receptor activity; G protein-coupled receptor activity; odorant binding. Gene Ontology annotation, biological process: G protein-coupled receptor signaling pathway; sensory perception of smell. The transcript has a single exon. Bases 1 to 939 code for a protein of 312 amino acids. NCBI's taxonomy places the organism in Eukaryota, Metazoa, Chordata, Mammalia, Rodentia, Muridae.
AUGGAGAAACGCAACCUCACAGUGUUGACUGAAUUCAUCCUGAUGGGCAUCACUAACCGGCCUGAGCUUCAGGCUCCAUUGUUCGGAUUGUUUCUCAUCAUCUAUCUGAUUUCACUGAUGGGCAACAUGGGCAUGAUCAUCCUUACCAUGGUGGACUCACGACUGCAAACACCCAUGUACUUCUUUCUCAGACAUCUGGCUAUCACUGAUCUUGGUUAUUCUACAGCUGUGGGACCCAAAAUGCUGGUAAAUUUUGUUGUCAGUCAAAAUACAAUCAGUAAUCACCUUUGUGCAAUUCAGCUAACUUUCUUUCUUGUGUUCAUCAUUUGUGAACUUUUUAUUCUGUCUGCAAUGUCUUAUGACCGUUAUGUGGCCAUCUGUAAGCCUCUACUCUAUACUGUCAUCAUGUCCCAUAGGGUAUGCUGGGUCCUAGUGGCAGUUCCUUAUUUUUAUAGUGUCAUUAUUUCUCUUCUAAUAACUAUAAAAAUUUUUGCUUUACCUUUUUGUGGUUACAAGGUCAUUAGUCAUUUCUGUGACAGUCUCCCUUUAAUAGCGCUGCUCUGUUCUAAUACACAUGAUAUCGAAAUAAUAAUAUUGAUUUCAGCGGGGUUUAAUUUGGUUUCAUCUCUAGUGAUACUCCUGUUUUCUUAUCUACUCAUUCUUGUAGCCAUUUUUAGGAUGAAUUCAGCUGAAGGCAGGCAGAAAGCUUUGUCUACUUGUGGCUCCCACCUGACAGUGGUCAUUGUCUUCUAUGGGACUUUGAUAUUUAUGUAUGUGCAGCCCAAAUCAAGUCACUCCUUUGACACUGAUAAGGUGGCUUCCAUCUUUUAUACUCUGAUUAUCCCCAUGUUGAAUCCCUUGAUCUAUAGUCUAAGGAACAAAGAUGUAAAAUAUGCCCUAGAAAGGUUGUGGAAAGUAUUAGGCAAUAUUUUUUCUUAA